This is a messenger RNA of Colletotrichum scovillei, 2086 nucleotides long. RefSeq lists its product as uncharacterized. Gene Ontology annotation, biological process: transmembrane transport. The transcript is spliced from 10 exons. Gene Ontology annotation, molecular function: myo-inositol:proton symporter activity. Gene Ontology annotation, cellular component: membrane. The record is from RefSeq and is a predicted model, not a curated record. The coding region runs from base 94 to 1959 and encodes 621 amino acids. NCBI's taxonomy places the organism in Eukaryota, Fungi, Ascomycota, Sordariomycetes, Glomerellales, Glomerellaceae.
GUGCAACUGCCUCACUCACGGCAGCCACUUUCUCGAGCGCACAGCUUCAUUCCAGCCUUGUACAGGAAUUCUUCAUCGUAAAUCACGUCCAUCAUGGCGGAACCAGAGAAGAGAAUCGAGACGGAAUCACCGAUCCAUAAAGACGGCGUCGAGCACCACGACGAACGCAAAAAGUCCAUCGCGGAACUCACCCAGAACCUCGAGGGCGAGAUCAAGAACCCCCUCAAAGGCAUCCCCAAAGCACAACUCCUCGAGCAGGUAACAGCAUACCACAAAAAGCACGACCUGCCCGAAGACAUCCUCCCGCUGCUGAAAAAGGGCGCCCUCGUCGCGCAGAACCCGGCGCUCUUCGAGUCCAUCGAGGAGCUCGACGAAGCCGAGAGGGACGCGCUGCGCCAGGAGGUGACGCACCGUUGGAAGCACCCCUGGGCUCUGUAUUACACCAUCAUUCUCAAUUCUAUCGCGGCGGCUAUCCAAGGAUGGGACCAGACCGGGUCUAAUGGCGCCAAUUUGUCGUUUCCCACUGCGCUCGGCAUCCCUGACACGGCGGGUUCGUCCUGCGGGCCGGUCGCCAACGAGGGCGAUUGCGCGAAGAACAGCUGGAUUAUCGGCCUUGUGAAUUCCAUGCCUUACAUCACGAUCUGUCUGUUUGCUGGCUGGAUCUCGGAUCCUCUCAAUGAUUUACUCGGUCGACGAGGUGUUAUCUUCAUCGCUGCCAUCUUUUCGCUGCUUGCGCCCUUUGGUAUGGCUGUAUCGCAGACAUGGGGACAGCUCGCAGCUUGCAGAAUGUUGCUUGGCAUCGGCAUGGGUUUGAAAGAAGUCACAGUCCCCGUCUUCUCCGCCGAAAACUCCCCCACUCUUAUCCGUGGCGGCUUGGUAAUGUCUUGGCAGGUCUGGACUGCGUUCGGUAUCUUCCUUGGCACAUGCGCCAACCUCAUCGUCGGUAAGACGGGCGACAUUGCUUGGCGCCUCCAAUUCGGCUCCGCCUUCAUCCCGGCCGUCCCGCUCGUCAUCGGAACCUACUUCUGCCCCGAGUCGCCUCGAUGGUACCUCAAGAAGGGUAGGCAUCUCAAGGCGUGGGGAUCGCUGAAGCGCUUGCGUAAUACGGAGCUCCAGGCGGCGAGGGAUCUGUACUACAUCCACUCGCUUCUGGAGUACGAGGAGACUAUGAUCAAGGAGUCUGGGCUCAAGGUCACGAGCAACAUGUUCACGCGCUUUGUUGAGUUGUUCACAAUUGCUCGGAUUAGGCGCGCGACGUGGGCUUCUGGUAUUGUCAUGAUUGCGCAGCAGAUGUGUGGAAUCAACAUCAUUUCGUUCUACAGCGCGACCAUCUUUAAGCAGAGUGGUAUUAGCGACUACACCGCACUCUGGGCCAGUUUCGGCUUUGGUCUGAUCAACUUCACCUUCGCCUGGCCAGCCGUUUGGACGAUUGAUACGUUUGGUCGGAGAACUCUCUUGUUGUUCACAUUCCCAAACAUGUUUUGGACUCUUCUCACUGCUGGACUCUGCUACCUCAUCAGCGACAGUACCGCUCGAAUCGCCGCCGUCGCGACGUUCGUCUACCUCUUUGCAGCAUUCUAUUCCCCAGGCGAGGGCCCUGUCCCCUUCAUGUACUCCGCCGAAGUCUUCCCCCUCUCCCACCGCGAAAUCGGCAUGUCCUGGGCCGUGGCAACCAACAACUUCUGGGCGUCCGUGCUCUCCCUCACCUUGCCGCGUAUGCUGAUCGCCAUGACAUCCACCGGUGUGUUUUGCUUUUACGCGGGUCUGAACCUCACGAAGCAAAAGUCGCUCGAGGAGCUUGAUUACGUCUUUGGCGUGCCGGAGCGGAAGCACGCUGCGUACCAGGUCAAGACUGUGUUGCCUUGGUGGAUUAAGAGGUGGGUCUUCCAGAAGAAGGGGGCGAAGUGUCCUGAUUUGUAUCAUGAUGAGAACUCGGAGGGGGUGCCUCGUGGGGAGUAGGUUGUUAUCUAGCGAGGGGAACUUCGAUGAUUAUUCGUACGGUGGGUUACCGUCUGGGAGGAUUGUGGGUUCAAGAGUGUGGCAGAUGUGCCAUCUCGACAUUGGUCAGGGGAUAGUUGUGCAAGGA